Molecule: messenger RNA, 3230 nt
Organism: Antechinus flavipes (yellow-footed antechinus)
Lineage: Eukaryota; Metazoa; Chordata; Mammalia; Dasyuromorphia; Dasyuridae
Gene: TRIB2
Product: tribbles pseudokinase 2
Exons: 3
Coding region: 16-1047 (343 amino acids)
Biological process (GO): regulation of MAP kinase activity; positive regulation of proteasomal ubiquitin-dependent protein catabolic process; protein phosphorylation
Cellular component (GO): nucleus
Molecular function (GO): mitogen-activated protein kinase kinase binding; ATP binding; protein kinase activity
Source: RefSeq, a predicted model, not a curated record
GUGAUCGCCACCCUCAUGAACAUACAAAGAUCCACCCCGAUCACAAUCUCACGCUAUGGGAGACCGCGGACCAAAACCCAGGAUUUCGAAGAGCUGUCGUCCCUGAGGUCCACCGAGCCCAGCCAGAGCUUCAGCCCCAAUCUCGGUUCCCCAAGCCCGCCGGAGGCUCCGAACUUGUCGCAUUGCGUUUCCUGCAUCGGGAAAUAUUUAUUGCUGGAACCUCUGGAGGGAGACCACGUUUUUCGGGCUGUGCAUCUGCACAGCGGGGAAGAGCUCGUGUGCAAGGUGUUUGAUGUAAGCUGCUAUCAGGAGUCUCUGGCUCCCUGCUUCUGCCUACCUGCUCACAACAAUAUCAACCAAAUCACCGAAAUCCUUCUCGGGGAGACCAAGGCGUAUGUUUUCUUUGAACGGAGCUAUGGGGACAUGCAUUCCUUCGUGCGAACCUGCAAGAAGCUAAAGGAGGAGGAAGCGGCCAAACUGUUCUACCAGAUCGCAUCUGCCGUAGCUCACUGUCACGAUGGGGGACUGGUCCUUCGGGACCUCAAGCUUCGAAAAUUUAUCUUCAAGGACGAGGAAAGGACUAGAGUAAAGCUCGAGAGCCUGGAAGACGCGUAUAUCUUGCGAGGUGGUGACGAUUCCUUGUCCGACAAGCACGGCUGCCCGGCCUACGUGAGCCCGGAGAUCCUGAACACGAACGGCAGCUACUCUGGCAAGGCCGCGGACGUUUGGAGCCUGGGCGUCAUGCUCUACACCAUGCUGGUCGGACGCUACCCUUUCCAUGACAUUGAGCCCAGCUCCCUCUUCAGCAAGAUCCGGCGGGGCCAGUUCAACAUUCCAGAGACUCUGUCCCCCAAGGCUAAAUGCCUUAUCCGUAGCAUCCUGCGGCGGGAGCCCUCCGAGCGGCUGACCUCACAGGAGAUUCUGGACCAUCCUUGGUUUUCAACAGAUUUUAACGUCUCAAAUGCGGGAUAUGGUGCUAAGGAAGUAUCUGACCAGCUGGUGCCGGAUGUGAACAUGGAGGAAGAUUUGGACCCUUUUUUUAAUUGAGCACACUUAAAGACUCAGUGUUUAGAAGGUACGCGAGUCACAUGAAGGAUCCCUUCUUGACUGAGUUCUACCGCCCACCCACGUCGGCCUAGCUUGGUAGUAAAAGAGGGACACGCUCACGAGCUGCUGGGUCCGAGGAAGGAAGCUCCGCCGUCCGAGAGCUGCCCCACUCCGUCACGUAGAGCGCGGGGGGAUAACCGAGGCUGGGGUGGGGUGGGCCGGGGCAGAACUCUGCUAGCGGGGUAGAUCGAUGGGAGCAAAGGCAGGAGGGAGACUCCCCUCGACGUACCUUGGCUCCAAGGAGAUGGCGCACGGCGACUCUCAGUUCCGGGGCAGCUCUCGACCGCUCCCGUUCGUGUUUUGUUUUGCAGAUCUCGGUGGGACGGGAACUUGCUUUUCUCCUUUUUUGCCUCAGACACACAUCUUGGCAUCGCACUGUUAGUAUUUAAUUCCUCGUCAUCUAUUCAGGGAGGGGACAAUUGGCUGACGAUUUUUACUUUUCAAGAAUACCGACCAACCUGGCGAUAACUAAAACGGGACUCGCUCCAACACAGAACAGAAACUGGUGCAAAAACGGUCUAGCGUGUGAAAAGCGGGUGCUAAAAUUGAACACGGGAGGAGCUCGGCUCACGGGGGAUUGAUUUCUCCUGAGGUGACUGGUUCACCUUCACGUCAGGAGCGGACACUCGGGUGCCUCGUUACCUUCCUGGGGAAGGCUCUUUCUCCUUCAGCAAACCCUUCUGUUUUGUGUUGAACGAACGGGAAAUCACAGGAAGCUCUUUGGAUUCUACAGUUCUAGGAGCGUUAGUGCUAAAAGAGCUCAUUGUUUUUAAUAGAAAAAGAGAGGGAUGUUGGGAAAAAAGGCUGGAGAGGGUAUUGAGGAAAUAGAUUGAGAACAUGAGCUUCCCUGUUUUUCUGGGCUUAUUAUUAGCAAAAGGGCCAGAGAGAACGGGAAGCUGUGAAGUCCCUGUGGGACUGGCCCAGCUCUGCCUCUUCUCCCGGCCACAGUCUCCUCCUCCGUAAAACAAGAGGGUGGUUACUAAAGUCCCUUCCGACUCUUACCAUCCUGAGUUCCAGGUUCCCUCCCGGGUCUCCCAUUGGAUUCUUCUGUGAUUCUCAGCGUUGGGUUUUGACACGCCAGCAUCGAGACCGGUUGGCCCCAGGCUAAAAGCCAGGGCUCAUCCCUGGCGUCUUGGGGAGAGGAGCCUGGCCCUGUCUGAGCUCAUGGGCUCCCCCACUGGACCGGGUGUUAAUUAGCCUGCGGCUUCUGAUUCAGAAGAGCAGCCCGUCAUCCUCACGCUCAACAGAGGAAAGAUGCACCUUCCUUUUGUAUCGUAUUGUCCGGAAUCACUCUAUUUAUUAAAGAAAAAGUCACAGUUGGGAUUUAUUAAUGCCAGUAUGUCAAUUACGGGUUCACCGGGAUGACAUGUUCCAUGCUGUAGCUCCCAAUUAUCCUUUUUUUUUUCUUUUUUCCUUCCUGCGUUCAGCUACUCGUCCCCGAAACGCCGGUUUCUUUGGCUCUCCCAGGUAGCGAGCUCUCUCUGAUUUAGCCUGCCAGCUCCCCGCCUUUCUCUCGCUGUAUGAUAAGAAACUCCCUCGGCCUCCGUCUUUGUGUUUCCAGUCCGUACCUCAUUGUCGGGACUUGACUGCCUGUGUGUGUGCUUUGUGAAAUGGUCACAUUUUCUGGGUAGGUAACACGUGGACUCUCUAGGAUGUAAAUGUUACUUGAAUUUGUGUUUCGUCAGAGUUUGUGGCAUGUACGUGCAGAUGCUUGGAUGCUGCCGACCUGCCCGGCAGGAUAUACCGCGGUCACACUCACAAGACAACGGUUCCCAGGAGACAGAGCUGCCGCCCACCUGCCCUCGGAUUCAUUUUGGUCACUGAGACUCUCUAAAGGAGGAUUGUUUUAUUUUAUUUUAUUUUAUUUUAUUUUUUACACUCUGAAGAUGGUGCUGUGUCAAGAAGGACCUUUUUUUCUCCCCCUGUUUGUUUGUCUGUCUGGUUUCUCCCUCCCCCACCCCCACCCUGCCUUAUUAUUUUUUUUUUUUAAGUCCCCUGUAGGAAGAAAGAUCGAUGAUGUGCAUGGCGGGGCUCUCCACCCUCUGGUGCUUUGUCACAGAUUUCGAUUUCAUGUUUUUGUCCUAAUCUCUUCAAUAAAUAAAAUUGUGCAUAUUUAACUAAAA